Molecule: messenger RNA, 7409 nt
Organism: Galeopterus variegatus (Sunda flying lemur)
Lineage: Eukaryota; Metazoa; Chordata; Mammalia; Dermoptera; Cynocephalidae
Gene: CACNA2D1
Product: calcium channel, voltage-dependent, alpha 2/delta subunit 1
Exons: 39
Coding region: 163-3435 (1090 amino acids)
Cellular component (GO): L-type voltage-gated calcium channel complex
Molecular function (GO): voltage-gated calcium channel activity
Source: RefSeq, a predicted model, not a curated record
CGCCCUCGCCGGCCGCCGCGCGACUCCACGCCUCGGGCCCCGGGUCCCUCCAGACGCCCGCGCUCCCGGCGGACUGUGCUCUUCCCCCUCCGCCCGCGGUUCCCGGCCCCGUCGCUUCCCCCGGUUGCGGAGGAAGGGGGGCAUUGAUCUUCGAUCGCGAAGAUGGCUGCUGGCUGCCUGCUGGCCUUGACUCUGACACUUUUCCAAUCUUUGCUGAUCGGCCCCUCGUCGGAGGAGCCGUUCCCUUCGGCCGUCACUAUCAAGUCAUGGGUGGAUAAGAUGCAAGAAGACCUUGUCACACUGGCAAAAACAGCAAGUGGAGUCAAUCAGCUUGUUGAUAUUUAUGAGAAAUACCAAGAUUUGUAUACUGUGGAACCGAAUAAUGCACGCCAGCUGGUGGAAAUUGCAGCCAGGGAUAUUGAGAAACUUCUAAGCAACAGAUCUAAAGCCCUGGUGCGCCUGGCUUUGGAAGCGGAGAAAGUUCAAGCAGCCCACCAGUGGAGGGAGGAUUUUGCAAGCAAUGAAGUUGUCUACUACAAUGCAAAGGAUGAUCUUGAUCCUGAGAAAAAUGACAGCGAGCCAGGCAGCCAGAGAAUAAAGCCUAUUUUUAUUGAUGAUGCUAAUUUUGGACGACAAAUAUCCUAUCAGCAUGCAGCGGUCCACAUUCCCACCGACAUCUAUGAGGGCUCAACAAUUGUGUUAAACGAACUAAACUGGACAAGUGCCUUAGACGAAGUUUUCAAAAAAAAUCGGGAGGAAGACCCUUCAUUGUUGUGGCAGGUGUUUGGCAGUGCCACCGGCCUUGCCCGAUAUUAUCCAGCUUCUCCAUGGGUUGAUAAUAGUAGAACUCCAAACAAGAUUGACCUUUACGAUGUACGCAGAAGACCGUGGUACAUUCAAGGUGCUGCAUCUCCUAAAGACAUGCUUAUUCUCGUUGAUGUGAGUGGAAGUGUCAGUGGAUUGACGCUUAAACUGAUCCGAACAUCCGUCUCAGAAAUGUUAGAAACCCUCUCAGAUGAUGAUUUUGUGAAUGUAGCUUCAUUUAACAGCAAUGCUCAGGAUGUAAGCUGUUUUCAGCACCUUGUCCAAGCAAAUGUAAGAAAUAAGAAAGUGUUGAAAGAUGCAGUGAAUAAUAUCACAGCAAAAGGAAUCACAGAUUAUAAGAAGGGCUUUAGUUUUGCCUUUGAACAGCUGCUUAAUUAUAAUGUUUCCAGAGCCAACUGCAAUAAGAUUAUCAUGUUGUUCACGGACGGAGGAGAGGAGAGAGCCCAGGAGAUAUUUGCCAAAUACAAUAAAGACAAAAAAGUACGUGUAUUCACAUUUUCAGUUGGUCAACAUAAUUAUGAUAGAGGACCUAUUCAGUGGAUGGCCUGUGAAAAUAAAGGUUAUUAUUAUGAAAUUCCAUCUAUUGGUGCAAUAAGAAUCAAUACUCAGGAAUAUUUGGAUGUUCUGGGAAGACCAAUGGUUUUAGCAGGAGACAAAGCUAAGCAAGUCCAAUGGACAAAUGUGUACCUGGACGCACUGGAAUUGGGACUUGUCAUUACUGGAACUCUUCCGGUCUUCAACAUAACUGGCCAAUUUGAAAAUAAGACAAACUUAAAGAACCAGCUGAUUCUUGGUGUGAUGGGAGUCGAUGUGUCUUUGGAAGAUAUUAAAAGACUGACACCACGUUUUACACUGUGCCCCAAUGGCUAUUAUUUUGCAAUCGAUCCUAAUGGUUAUGUUUUAUUACAUCCAAAUCUUCAGCCAAAGAACCCCAAAUCUCAGGAGCCAGUAACAUUGGAUUUCCUUGAUGCAGAGUUAGAGAAUGAUAUUAAAGUGGAGAUUCGUAAUAAAAUGAUAGAUGGAGAAAGUGGAGAAAAAACAUUCAGAACUCUAGUUAAAUCUCAGGAUGAGAGAUAUAUUGACAAAGGAAACAGGACAUACACAUGGACUCCUGUCAAUGGCACAGAUUACAGUUUGGCCUUGGUAUUACCAACCUACAGUUUUUACUAUAUAAAAGCCAAAAUAGAAGAGACAAUAACUCAGGCCAGAUCAAAAAGGGGCAAAAUGAAGGAUUCAGAAACUCUGAAGCCGGAUAAUUUUGAAGAAUCUGGCUAUACCUUCAUAGCACCAAGAGAUUACUGCAAUGACCUUAAGAUAUCGGAUAACAACACUGAAUUUCUUUUAAAUUUCAAUGAGUUUAUUGAUAGAAAAACACCGAACAACCCAUCAUGUAAUACGGAUUUAAUUAACAGAGUCUUGCUGGAUGCAGGCUUUACAAAUGAACUUGUCCAAAAUUACUGGAGUAAGCAGAAAAACAUCAAGGGAGUGAAAGCACGGUUCGUUGUGACUGAUGGUGGGAUUACCAGAGUUUAUCCCAAAGAGGCUGGAGAAAAUUGGCAAGAAAACCCAGAGACAUAUGAGGACAGCUUCUAUAAAAGAAGCCUAGAUAAUGAUAACUAUGUGUUCACUGCUCCCUACUUCAACAAAAGUGGCCCUGGUGCCUAUGAAUCAGGCAUUAUGGUUAGCAAAGCUGUAGAAAUAUAUAUCCAAGGAAAACUUCUUAAACCUGCAGUUGUUGGAAUUAAAAUUGAUGUAAAUUCCUGGAUAGAGAAUUUCACCAAAACCUCAAUCAGAGAUCCGUGUGCUGGUCCAGUUUGUGACUGCAAAAGAAACAGUGAUGUAAUGGAUUGUGUGAUUCUAGAUGAUGGUGGAUUUCUUUUGAUGGCAAAUCAUGAUGAUUAUACUAAUCAGAUUGGAAGAUUUUUUGGAGAGAUUGAUCCAAGCUUGAUGAGACACCUGGUUAAUAUAUCAGUAUAUGCUUUUAACAAAUCUUAUGAUUAUCAGUCAGUGUGUGAGCCCGGAUCUGCACCAAAACAAGGAGCAGGACACCGCUCAGCAUAUGUGCCAUCAAUAGCAGACAUAUUACAGAUUGGAUGGUGGGCCACUGCUGCUGCCUGGUCUAUUCUACAGCAGUUUCUCUUGAGUUUGACCUUUCCACAAAUCCUUGAGGCAGUUGAGAUGGAGGAUGAUGACUUUACAGCCUCCCUGUCAAAGCAGAGCUGCAUUACUGAACAAACCCAGUACUUCUUCGAUAAUGAUAGUAAAUCAUUCAGUGGUGUAUUAGACUGUGGAAACUGUUCCAGAAUCUUUCAUGUAGAAAAGCUUAUGAACACCAAUUUAAUAUUCAUAAUGGUGGAGAGCAAAGGGACAUGUCCCUGUGACACACGACUGCUUAUUCAAGCGGAGCAGACUUCCGAUGGUCCGGAUCCUUGUGAUAUGGUUAAACAACCCAGAUACCGGAAAGGGCCUGAUGUCUGCUUUGAUAACAAUGUCAUGGAGGAUUAUACCGACUGUGGUGGUGUUUCUGGAUUAAAUCCCUCCUUGUGGUCUAUCAUUGGAAUCCAGUUUGUACUACUUUGGCUGGUAUCUGGCAAACACUGCCUGUUAUGACCAUCUAAAACCAAAUCUUCAUAACUUAAACUCCAGACCCUGCCAAAACAUGAGCCCUGAACUACAUUAAAACAGGGUUGCCUGUGGAAUCAGCAGAACAUUAUGGGCCUACACCAUGGCAUAACACCUAAAGCGCAGACUUAUAAGGCACCCACUGGCUGCAUGUCAGGGUGUCAGAUCCUUAAACUUGUGUAAAUGCUGCAUCAUCUAUGUAUAACAUCAAAGCAAAAUUCUAUAUGUGCUCUAUUGGAAAAUAUGGGAGUUUGUUGUUGCAUUGUUGGUGAAUACAUGUUAAUGGGCUCCCCAUACAAUUGUUUAUGAUUCAUAAGAAAUGUCUUGAUUUUGACAUGGAAUUUUGACUUGCUGCAAUUUUACCAAGAAACUCUUUAGAGAAAAGAAAAGUUAUCUUUGCCUUCACGUAGUCUUCUGUUAAAAGUUAGCUCCUGCUUUGAGUAGUGAUUGAAAAUAUAGAGAGAGUGCACGUGAGAGAGUUAACAUUGGUCUAAAUUGUUGAAAUAAAUAAUGGCUAAUUUUCCUCAAAAAUUUGCCAUGAAUAAGAUGCCUUAUGAAGAAUGGCUUCUCUGCCAAAAAUAUAACACAAUUGAUGACCAAUUCAAUUUUGGUGGGGUAAUGAAAUGGUUUGAAAAUAACUAAGAAAUGUAUUAAAUUAAAGGUGCUUGAGGGUAAAAUUUGAAUAUAUGAUAUAUUUCCUCAUAAAUGUAAGCCCUUAAUAAAUGCUUUGACGUAAUGUUUUUUUUUGUUCACAGUACAGUUAUGUAGUGCUAGCGAGAUAUUUUUAAAUGCUCUAAGAAAAGCUUGUUGGGGGGAAGGGGAAAAUGUUUUUCUUGUGAUAAAUGAACUUUGGUUACCAAGGGUAUUUUGCAUGAUGCUGCUGCUAUUUUAACUUUUCACUUUGUUUUUCUCUUAUUGUAGAAUGUAGUCCAUUGAAAAGCUAACUGAGUGACAUUAUUGUUAUGUAAGAAUCUGAACCUUGCAGUGUAAAUGCACUUAAGUCAUCUUUAAAAAUGUUAAACUACUCUGAAUAUACUGUGCAAUGUGAAUCUGAAUGACUGAGCUAGGUAAAUGGUGAAAUAAGAAUUAAUGGAUUUUAUAGAGAUUCGUGCUUUUGCCUGAAAACCUAUGUACAGAUAUUUUAAGUACAUAAAUCAGAUUUGACACAUUUAUUUUUUGAAAAGUACAUAUAUGUUCUCAAUGAAGAUUCAUCCUAGGUUUCCUCUUUGUUUGUUUCAAUAGUAGCACAUACAAUCCAAACAUUUCUGCUAUUGCUGCUUUUGUCCCUCCAUCUUAAAUGGCAUGAUCAUUUGAUCAAAAUUUCCAUGCAAUUUGAUGAGGGUUUUACAAUAAUCUGAACAAAUAGGAAACCUUGAAUCUAUAUGUAUGCACAUGAAUACUUGAUUGUGAAUAAAAAUUGUUUUUAUACAGCCUCAUUGGUGAAAUGGUUAGUGUAGUAAAUCAGAUAUUUCAUUAUAGAUUAAUAUGAUAGCAGAAUAUUAUUUAUGCUUUUAAAAAUUAUUUUCAGGAGUAAACAGUAUUUGAAGAAAGGGUAAAAACAAUGAAUGUGUAACUUUAGGGACAGUGAAUAAUUUUACUGAACCUGAGAGGAUGCAGAUAUUUUUUAUGGGAAAACGCAUUAUUUCCUUUUUUGAACAUGCCAAAUAUUGGUGGGUGUACAGCUGGAAAUUUUCUUAAAUAUCAUUUUAAGUCAAAGUUAUUAAGAUUAUCCAGCAUGCUUUAGUAUGCUCCAUAAAUAAAAGAUAUAACCAAUUCUUUAACCUAGUUUAAAAGAUAUAUUUGUUUUGUUUUUAGCUUUGCUUACAUUUGUAAUUUUCUCCCACCACAAAUAUACCCUAUGUACCAUUUGUGUACAUUUUCUUAUUUAAGAUAUUUUUUAUUUAAAAUAGGGGGAAGGGAAAAAUGGGAUAACUUUGCCAACUAUUGUUCUAACAGUUGACAUCAGUUACCAUUUCUAAUGCAUUGUUGUAAUUUUGUAGUCUCAUUCAUAACUGGUAUAGAUAUUUUAGAAAACACCAAAGUGAUUUAAAACAAUAUGGAACUUCUCAUUCUAGUAACAAUAUGUUUAAGUCAUGUUGUUUGUUAAUUAAAUAUUCAAAUCUUAUUGUUAACUUUUGCUAGACUAUUUUAAAUUAUGAAAGUGUUGGGAAGGGCAUAUCAAAAUAUAGAAUUGUUUGUGUAUAUAAACGAUGCACAUUGAAACAAUUAAAUUGCUUCCAGCCUACAACAAACUACCUUAAAAUUAUGUUAAAAGUCUGGUAUAUUUUCAUGGCUAAUGUUGUAUAGUAUGUUUUCAUCAGCUACAUUAUUGUUGUAUUAACCACAGUUAAACCUGGCAUCUCUUGGCAGGGUCCUAUUUGAUUUCUAAUGACAUCAAAAUAUAUUUACAUGCAUUAGUUUUGCUAUCAGACUUUAUUUUCUGUUUUAAAAUAAAGUUAUAUUAUGACAACCACAUACAUGGUAAUAAAUUGGGUAAGAACAUGCUCUCUGACUAAAAAUUGUCCUCAUGACUAGUCUUUAUGAUUUUAGCCUAUUUUUUUUAAAAGACACUAACACUCAUCCCAUCAAACUGUUACAUUAAAUUCACUAUUUUUCUAUGGGUUCUAGCUGUUGAUAAGAAUUUAAAUUAUAGCCUGUUAUUAAUUUGAUAUCCAAAGACUGAACAGUAUAAGAGAUCAGUAAAAAAGCUUCUAAACUUUUUACUUACUUAUUUUUUGCUAGACUGAUAUGGCUUACUGUAGUUUGUCACUAAAACAAAGUCAAAAUGUCUUGCAUUGGUGUUGAGUAACAGGAAAAAAUUGUGCAUUAAUGGUUUCUUUAUAUUUUUUUCAUUUUAACAACCAGCAUUACUGCCAAACACCAAUCGUGGUCCAUAUUUGUAACAGGUUUUUAACAUGACAUAGUUAGCAAGUUUGAUUGAAGAGAUUUUUAGGUCCUGGGCCUAUAAGAUUUUAGUAUGAUCUUUUUUCAUGUUUCUAAUGCUUGAAGCAUUAUUGCUUAACUUGGAAAAAAACAAAAUAAUGUUGCUGCCAUUUGUAAUUUUUCCUAUAAUAUUUGUUUUAUUAACUUUAAAACUGGCCUUAUGGGGUUCAAUUAGGCAGUAUCCCUUUUAAGUGACCUUUGCAAUCCAAGUGUUAACUUGCUUAUUUGAUGCUCUCCUGUAUUUUACAUCUCAUUUAAAUCUUUGUCUUGUCCCCAGAGCUUAUGUUCUAUGUCUUAAUUUAAAUCUCUUAAGCUAUUCCAUUGAUAAUGUUAGUUGACAUUCAAAUAUCUAAAAGCAUAUAGAGUCCGAAUUGUGAGACAAAAUGGAUGCCCUGACUUUUUUUUUUUUUUUUUUUUUUUUUAAGUGUAGAAUAGGAUGACUUUUUCACUUGCUCACAGUUUCAAAUAUUUUAUUAUCUGGAACUUGUUUCCUAUAGAAUGUUAAUAUUGUUAAUAUUCACUAUGCAUUUUCUGUAAAGAGCAAAUCAAUAAAACAGAAAUAUCAUAUUGAAAAACUUCCAGAAUUUCAAAGAAUUGGACAACCCUUAUCAAUAGUUUCAUCUUCCUUAUUUCUAGUUCACAUAAUUAUCUCAAAGAAAUUCCACCGAGACUAAUGGGAUACUGUCUUAGAUGCCAGUAGAGUUUCCAAUGUGACCUGGCAAAGCCGUCUUCUUUUGUUGUACUGUAUGAUUGUUGGGUCAUGCUUUUAGGGACACUUUUAUUGAAAUGCUCAGUGUGUAUCCAUGUAAAAGACCAAGUGGCUUUUGUGAACAAUAGAUCUUUCCUCCCCUUUUAUUAUGUUCUCUUGACACUUUUGUGGAAAUUAACUAGCCUGACAAAAACAUUUUGUAAAAAUUUGUAUAAUACUGUUAUAAAAAUAUUUAUAAUCCCAGAAAAUGUUGUGUUAAAUCUUGUGCAAAAACAGUAUAUUCAGAAUAAAAGUUUAUCAUUUAAAGUCA